GGGUGGGGGAGGGGGCGGCCACCACAGCGGAUGUACCACCAAGGUCAAAGUUCACACAGACUCGCUCUGUGAUUGAUGAGGAUUAAGAAACGGAUUUUGCCUAUUAGGAAACACAGGAACGUCCUCAUCCACACUGAGUGCAGAACGUUUAAUGGCGACCCGGUAGAGACAUCAAGAUGAACACGUUACCAUCAAUGGACCGGCACAUCCAGCAGACCAAUGACAGGCUGCAGUGCAUCAAACAGCACUUACAGAACCCGACCAACUUCCACUCAGCCGCCACAGAGCUGCUCGACUGGUGUGGAGAUCCCCGGGCCUUCCAGCGACCUUUCGAGCAAAGUCUCAUGGGAUGUCUGACGGUGGUGAGUCGCGUCGCUGCUCAGCAGGGGUAUGACCUGGACCUGGGCUACAGGUUGCUGGCUGUGUGUGCUGCCAACAGGGACAAAUUCACUCCCAAGUCUGCAGCCCUGCUGUCGUCGUGGUGCGAGGAGCUGGGUCGUCUCCUCCUGCUGCGUCACCAGAAGAGCAGGCAGAACGAACCGCAGGGGAAAGUCCCCAUGCAGCCCAGCAUGAACAGCAUGAAGCCCGGCCUCACACACAGUGAUGGAUCCUUUCCCUAUGACUCUGUCCCCUGGCAACAAAACACCAGCCAGCCCCCCGGGUCAUUGUCUGUGGUUACAACAGUGUGGGGCGUGACCAAUACGUCACAGAGCCAGGUGCUAGGUAACCCAAUGGCGAAUAGCAAUAACCCUAUGAAUCCUGGAGGUAACCCUAUGGGAUCGGGUCUGUCUGCCAGCGCGGCAGGGCUCAACUCUCCCCAGUUCAAUGCUCAGCAGCAACAGUUUCCAAACAAAGGAGGCUCCAACCAACAGUACAUGCAGCAGGGCAUGUACGGCAGGCCUGGCUACCCUGGAGGUCCUGGGGGAUACAGCGGGAGUUACUCUGGAGGCCCAAACCCCUCUCAAGGAGGUAUGGGACUGACCUCCCACUCACGUUCUCCUGGUGACUUCACUCAGCCCGCCGCCGCUGCAGCAGCUGCUGCUGUCGCUGCAGCUGCUGCCACGGCAACGGCCACAGCAACAGCCACGGUGGCAGCUCUGCAUGAAACUCAGAAUAAAGAUAUGAACCAGUAUGGACAGAUGUGUUCUUCGUUCCAAAUGGGCCCCACACAGGCCUACAAUAGCCAGUUCAUGAACCAGCCAGGCCCACGAGGCCCUCCUGGAGGUAUGAAUCCAGCCAGCAUGGGAUCAGGCAUGAACAACCCCAAUAUGAGUGGGCCUCCCAUGGGCAUGAACCAGGCUCGAACCCCAGGCAUGGUGCCCUUUGGAGCUCACGGCCAAAGGAUGCCUCAGCAAGGGUAUCCCGGAGGACCUCGACAGGGCAUGCCCAUGCAGGGGAUGAAGAGGCCAUAUCCUGGAGAGGCAAGUUACGGAGGUCAGCAGUACGGGCCGAACACUCAGUUCCCACCACAGCAGGGCCAGUACCCCACAUCGAACCCCUCCAGGCCGCUGCCAUCUCCAAACUACCCCGGUCAGAGGAUGCCAGGGCAGCAGAGCCAAGGACAGUACCCGCCUGGCAUGCCCAUGGGCCAGUACUACAAGCAAGAGCCCUUCAAUGGUCAGAGCACCAACUUCUCUGGAGGCGGAUACUCCUAUGGCCAAGGCAACGGGCCCCCGAGGCCGGGUAACUACCCCCACUCCCCGGUCCCUGGAAACCCCACACCACCUAUGACCCCAGGAAGUAGUAUUCCUCCGUACCUGUCGCCAAACCAGGAUGUGAAGCCCCCGUUUCCACCCGACUUGAAACCAAAUAUGACAGCACUUCCGCCCCCUCCGAGUAACCCCAAUGAGGAGCUGAGGCUAACGUUCCCAGUCAGAGAUGGAGUAGUGCUGGAGCCGUUCCGCUUGGAGCACAACCUGGCUGUCAGUAACCAUGUCUUCCACCUUCGACCCUCUGUCCACCAGACCCUCAUGUGGAGGUCAGACCUUGAGCUCCAGUUUAAGUGCUACCACCAUGAAGACAGGCAGAUGAACACCAACUGGCCCGCCUCCGUCCAGGUCAGUGUCAACGCCACGCCCCUCACCAUCGAGAGAGGAGACAACAAAACCUCCCACAAACCCUUGCACCUGAAGCACGUAUGCCAACCUGGAAGAAACACCAUCCAGAUUACAGUCACCGCCUGCUGUUGUUCCCACCUGUUUGUGCUGCAGCUGGUCCACAGGCCAUCUGUGCGAUCCGUCCUCCAGGGGCUCCUGAAGAAAAGACUCCUUCCUGCAGAACACUGCAUCACCAAGGUUAAGAGGAACUUCAGCAGCGUGGCGGCCUCGGCAGGCAGCACCACUCUUAACGGGGAGGACGGUGUGGAGCAGACGGCCAUUAAGGUGUCGCUGAAAUGUCCCAUUACUUUCCGACGCAUCCAGCUACCCGCACGAGGGCAUGAUUGCAAACAUGUCCAGUGCUUUGACUUGGAGUCCUACUUGCAGCUCAACUGUGAGAGGGGGACAUGGAGGUGUCCUGUGUGCAAUAAAACAGCAUUAUUAGAAGGUCUGGAAGUGGACCAGUACAUGUGGGGAAUCCUCAAUGCUAUCCAAAAUUCAGAGUUUGAGGAGGUCACUAUAGACCCUACGUGUAGCUGGCGACCCGUCCCCAUAAAAUCGGAGCUACACAUCAAAGAGGACCCUGACGGGCCACUUGCCAAGCGCUUUAAAACCAUGAGCCCCAGUCAGAUGACCAUGCCCAAUGUGAUGGAGAUGAUCGCCCAGCUAGGGCCUGGCACAGGACCCGGACCCUGGGCCCGCAAUAGUUACCACAGCCAAGGGAACUUUGACUUCCCUCACGGGAACCCCUCUGGUGGUGGAGGUGGAGGAUGUCCCCCUAUGAACGACUUCAUCCAUGGCCCCCAGCUCUCCCACCCUCCAGAUGGUCCUGGUGGUCUCCUCUCCCAGGACAAGCCCCUUAACCACGGCAUGAAUGAUGCAAUGUCCCAUCCCGAUCAGUCCCAUAACUCCAUGCAGCAGAGCUUGCAUGCGUCUCCCCACCCUGGCAGCCAAUCAGGGCCGCCCUUACAUCACAGUGGCCAGUCAGGGCCGUCCUUACACCACAGUGGCCAGUCAGGGCCGCCCUUGCAUCACAGUGGCCAACCAUCGCAACCGCCUCGCCAGUCGCAGCCUCAGCCUCAUCCUCAGCAGCCUGGGCCGAACGGCCACCCCCACAGCGAUCUGAACUUUAACCCCUCCUCAGAUGGCCAGAUGUGUCAGGGAGUCCAGGAUAUGCCUGAACCCUCCCUGGAUCUGCUUCCAGAGCUGGCCAACCCAGACGAGUUACUAUCAUACCUGGACCCUCCCGACCUUCCCUCAAACAGCAACGACGACCUUCUCUCCCUCUUUGAGAACAACUAGCCCUUCACCUCCCCUAGAAACCCUCAUGCACCUAGAGGAGUCGUGAUGUGUUUGACUGUCCGUCCAGAGACACCUAACUGACCUCCUAUCGAUACUUCAAGCAGCUUCCUAUGCUCACGCACGCACACACAUACACAGUUUAUCAACAGAUAAUGUGUGGCAUAGGAGCACGGCUGAAAAGAGGCGCCUGUUUGGGAACUCCAAGGGAGAAAACAGGAACGCCACUCAUCCCCGCACUCCCUUUUUCCCUCGUGUAAAGAUUCCACGCACCAGUUCCACCGCCUCUGACUCGAAACACACCAUUUUCAGCCAUGUUGGCGGGCACUAAAGUGAUAUUAUAUAUAUACAUAUAUGAUAUUUGUGACUUUUCAACUGAAAACUGUGCAGCUAUAAUCAUCAUGUGUAAGCAACACGGAGGAGACAGGAGCCUUUGUGGGCUCUUGGAAAAAGUGUUGCAGCUUUUUUUUUUUUUUUUUUUUUUUUAUCAUCAUUUUCCUUUUGUGAAAAAAACAUUGUUUUGUUAGAGUGUUUUUAUCCUAUUUGAAAUGUGUUCUUCCAAAACUUUGGCACAUGCCAUGCCCUUUGCCCCCCCCCCCCCCCCCCCCCCCC
Molecule: messenger RNA, 4007 nt
Organism: Cottoperca gobio
Lineage: Eukaryota; Metazoa; Chordata; Actinopteri; Perciformes; Bovichtidae
Gene: zmiz1a
Product: zinc finger, MIZ-type containing 1a
Exons: 23
Coding region: 177-3398 (1073 amino acids)
Biological process (GO): regulation of transcription by RNA polymerase II; protein sumoylation
Cellular component (GO): chromatin
Molecular function (GO): zinc ion binding; SUMO ligase activity
Source: RefSeq, a predicted model, not a curated record